This is a messenger RNA of Didymodactylos carnosus, 1865 nucleotides long. The record is from the annotation of a GenBank genome assembly. NCBI's taxonomy places the organism in Eukaryota, Metazoa, Rotifera, Eurotatoria, Philodinida, Philodinidae.
CUUUCUUUUGACGAAAGGAUGAAGUCUCUAUCUGUCAGGGAAGCCGAGAUAUUGCAAAAUAAAAGAGGUCUUAAACUUUUCAAUAGCACUGUAGAUAUAAAAAUUAAACCGGUCCUGAAAGGGUUAAAAAUGACUGUUGUACAGUUACUCUGGCAUAUAAGUAGGAUUAUGCUUGAAAAACUAGAUUCUUAGUAAUCCAAUUGCGCUUUAGCGCAAACUCUUAGUCGCAGUAUCAUCGUCAAUAUGAAAUGUAGGAAUUACAGUUGUUUAGUUAAUCAAAGGUGCAACCAAAGAUUGUGUCACAGUAUUGUAGGUACGUGCCCUAGCCACGGCUAUGCAUUAAAGCAGGUUUCUAGCAAAAUAUCUUGACCUUAGAGGAAUUAUAAUCUUUAGUUAUGCUAUUGUUUUAAUUACGAACACAAAUGAUAUGUAAUAAUUGAUUAAUUGUAUAUUUUCACAUUGUAGAAGAAAUAUCUGAUGUUUAUUACCGUCUUAUCUAAUCUAUUUUUUAAUUAAUAAUAAUGAUGAUCGCAUUUAAUUAACCAAAAUUGCAAAAAAGUAAUCAUCAAAUGGCAGCAGCGAUUCAAGGAGCAGGAAAACAACGAAGUGAGUUAUUCAUUCUUUUGUCAUCAAAGAUAGUUCAACAUCAUUACAAUCUUUAUCAUCUGUACGAAUUUAAACUAUAUUUGAAUGUUUCAGAACCCGAGUUAACUGGACGAAUUGAUAAUAUUGAUAACGAUGUCAAUGAUGCAAUUUUAUUACUAGAUGAAGAUGGAAUUAUAACGGCUUUAAAUGAGGAUAGAACGUUACGAAUAUGGCUUCGUCGUCAAACCGGUAAAUAUUGGCCAAGUGUAUGUAAUACAUUAGAAAGUUCUCCAACAAGUUUAUAUUAUUAUGACGCAUCACGUUUACUAUUUUGCGGCUCUGAUGCGGGUCUUAUUUAUGAAUUUACUGUAGCUGAAGAUUACAAUAAAAUUACACUUAAUCAAACUUAUUCAGGUCAUCCGGCUCGAAUUCAAGCAGUGCAUUAUUCAUCUGUUAAUAAUUUGUUACUAAGUGUUAGUCGUGGUAAAAAAUUUCAUUGGUAUUCAACACAAAAUGGGAGACUAAUGGGCACUUACGAUUUGGAUUCUUGGGGAAUGGCAAUUCAAUUUGAUGAACUAACAAAGCAUUGUUUCAUUGGAGAUUUUGGUGGAAAUAUUUCAUUUUUAAAAUUGAAUGAUUCAAAUUGUCAGCUAAUAACGACACUUUCAGGACACACUGGAAGUAUUCAAACAUUACUAUGGGAACCGGACGCUGAAUGGUUAUUUUCUGGUAGCUUCGAUAAUACAGUUAUUCUUUGGGAAAUUGGAACAAAUCAAGGUCGUGCUAUAGAACUGAAUGGUCAUGCCGAUAGAAUUGUAGGUUUAUCCUAUGAUAGUCCAGCUAAAAUUUUGCUAACAUGUUCUACCGAUGGAAAUAUUGGUAUAUGGCCAACGAAUAUUAAACGAAAUGAAACACCAAAAUGGCUUGAGAGCGAUAUAUGUCAGAUAUGCAAAUCACCGUUUUUUUGGAACGUAAAAGCUAUGUGGCAACAAAAACAAAUUGGAUUGAGACAGCAUCAUUGUCGUAAAUGUGGAAAAGCUAUUUGUGCUCCAUGUUCAAAAAAUCGUACAACAAUGCCAUUAUUGGGCUAUGAAAUAGCUCAACGAGUUUGUAGUGAGUGUGAGAAAACAAUGAAAAGCGAUGAAACGGUACCAUUAGCAUCAUUUCAUGAUGCAAAACAUGGUAUAAUAAAAACAGAUUAUGUAUCAAAAAAGAAAAUGUUUAUAACAGUGGGUACCGAUAGAACAAUCAAAAUUUGGGAUUUAUCGUCUGUGGUAUGA